This is a messenger RNA of Trichoderma reesei QM6a, 390 nucleotides long. RefSeq lists its product as uncharacterized. The record is from RefSeq and is a predicted model, not a curated record. Gene Ontology annotation, molecular function: dynein intermediate chain binding. Gene Ontology annotation, cellular component: cytoplasm; cytoplasmic dynein complex. The annotation marks the transcript as partial. Gene Ontology annotation, biological process: microtubule-based movement. NCBI's taxonomy places the organism in Eukaryota, Fungi, Ascomycota, Sordariomycetes, Hypocreales, Hypocreaceae. The transcript is spliced from 2 exons.
AACGGUUACGACGCUCUCGAGGAGAAACUCGGCCGCCUCUCUCGAAAACCGGGCGUCAAGGCCAGCAUCGUCCUGGACCGGACCACCGGCGCGAUCCUCAAGACGAGCGGCCAGGUGGACGCGCUGCAGACGGCCAAGUCGCGCAACGCGUCAACGGCGGCCUCCUUCUCCAACGACGCCCCCGCCGCCGAGGAGGGCGAGGCGCAUGGCGUCGAGGAGUUUGCGCUCAUGAUCUGGACCUUUGUCAAUAGCUCCGGGCAGCUGGUGCAGGACGUGGACACGGAGGAUGAAUUGAAGCUACUGCGACUGCGAACGAAGAAGCAAGAGAUUGUCAUAGUGCCCGAUCCGAAGUACAUACUGACGGUCAUCCACGAGUGCCACCCGGCCUGA